CUGAAACACUAAAAGAAAAUUUGAGAAGCAAUGUGCCUCCUGAAACUUCCAGUAGUUCUCAUUGUGCUCUUGGUUGCACUAUACCAUCUGAAAGCUACCCCCAUUGAAAGUAACCAAGUGGAAAAGCGGAAAUGCAACACUGCCACAUGUGCGACCCAACGCCUGGCAAAUUUCUUAAUUCGUUCCAGUAACAAUCUUGGUGCCAUUCUUUCUCCUACCAAUGUGGGAUCCAAUACAUAUGGAAAGAGGAGCACAACUGAUAUUUUAAACAGGGAACCAUUGAAUUACUUACCCUUUUAGAGGUCAAUGUACCUCUAGAAUUCUUUUUGUUUCAUGUACAAAUAUUCUAGUGAUUUCCUGUGUAAUUUAACAUUAGCAUGAACCUGCGUCUGUAUGUCCCAUGUUUGUUGCCAGUACAUAUAAAUUGUCUUGAAAAGAAUUGUUUUAAAUUUAACACUAAUUAAGGUCCCAUAAUAAAAAGUCAGUAUCUUUAAAAGUG
Molecule: messenger RNA, 499 nt
Organism: Puma concolor (puma)
Lineage: Eukaryota; Metazoa; Chordata; Mammalia; Carnivora; Felidae
Gene: IAPP
Product: islet amyloid polypeptide
Cellular component (GO): extracellular region
Molecular function (GO): hormone activity
Source: RefSeq, a predicted model, not a curated record